CAGAUUGCCCUGGCUAGUUUCUACGAAGAUGGUGGUGACGAAGACAUCAUGACCCUCCCACAACCAACCUCCAGCUCGGUUACCAGAGGCACUGCAGCCAGCGACCACAGGGUGACGUCGUUCCGUGACCUCGUUCACGCUCAGGAGGAAGAGGAGGAGGAAGAGGAAGGACAAAGGUUUUAUGCCGGUGGGUCAGAACGAAGCGGGCAGCAGAUUGUUGGCCCCCCGAGGAAGAAGAGUUCGAACGAGCUGGUGGAAGAUCUGUUCCGGGGGGCCAAAGAACACGGGGCCGUGGCCGUCGACAGGACAGCUAAGAGCCCCGGGGAAGGCAGCAGGCCAAAGCCCUUUGCCGGAGGCGGGUAUCGCUUGGGAGCGGCCCCCGAGGAAGAGUCCGCUUACGUCGCGGGAGAACUGAAGCAGAACGCCGCCCAAGAUGUCCACGUAGUCCUGAAGCUGUGGAAAAGCGGAUUUAGCUUAGACAGUGGCGAGCUGAGGAGCUACCAAGAUCCCUCCAACUCUCAGUUCCUGGAGUCCAUCCGUCGGGGAGAAGUCCCCGCCGAGCUCCGCCGGUUGGCGCGUGGCGGGCAUGUCAACCUGGAUCUAGAGGACCACCGCGAUGAGGAUUUCAUGAAGUCCAGGGGUACCUUCAAGGCAUUCACCGGAGAAGGCCAGAAGCUAGGCAGGUAAGUAAGCAAGGGGGGUAUUUAGGAACAGUCCUCGACGUACAACCACAAUCGAGCCCAAAGUUUCUGUCGUCAAGCGAAGCAUCCAUU
This is a messenger RNA of Notechis scutatus (mainland tiger snake), 773 nucleotides long. Lineage: Eukaryota; Metazoa; Chordata; Lepidosauria; Squamata; Elapidae. The record is from RefSeq and is a predicted model, not a curated record.